Messenger RNA from Myotis daubentonii (Daubenton's bat), 2378 nucleotides. It is a transcript of the gene FSCN2, whose product is annotated as fascin actin-bundling protein 2, retinal. Gene Ontology annotation, biological process: cell migration; actin filament bundle assembly; establishment or maintenance of cell polarity. The record is from RefSeq and is a predicted model, not a curated record. NCBI's taxonomy places the organism in Eukaryota, Metazoa, Chordata, Mammalia, Chiroptera, Vespertilionidae. Gene Ontology annotation, cellular component: cytoplasm; actin cytoskeleton. Gene Ontology annotation, molecular function: protein-macromolecule adaptor activity; actin filament binding.
CCCCUCGGGAAGCACCAGGCCCAGGCCCAGGCCGCAGGCUGCAGGCCCGGCUGAGGGGCGGCCCCGGGGCACCUGACCGACGCAGGCCGCCGAGCGGGGGCCUUGGGCUCCUGGCGGUGGGAAUCAGAGAAGCGGUAACUGGAUCUGCGGGCGCUGGCGGCGGCGAGGGUGGCGGCUCUGAUCGGGUUGCCACUGCGCCGUUUUCCACCCGCGGCCUUUUCUACGCAGGGAACGGGCUGUGCUGGGCGGCGAGGCCGUGCUGGGGGUCUGGGGCCCGGGGUGGGGCCGGGAGGGGAGAGGCCACGAGGCGGGACACAGGACCCGAGCCUGGGCCCCAGCAGCCCCGAGAAGAGGGGGGCACGUAGGUGGUCAGGGCUUCGGCGGGGGCACCCCCAGGCCCGGGGCCCCGCUCCAGCCCGUGCAGCCCGGGAGUGGCUGAAAUCCAAGCUGGGGCAGCGACAGGCAGCCGCUGUCCCUAAGCCGGCCCAGCUCUGAUCCGCCUCCCACCCGCCCUCUGCUGCCCGCUGGCCAUGUAAGAGCUGCCCGGGCCCACGGCCACUGGUCAGAGGCAGCACCAGGGUCCAUGACGCUGGCAGGGCCUGAGGGCCACGGGCCAGCCCAGCCGCGCCGGGCACCGGGGGGCCGUCGGGGUUCGUGAGCGCAGAGCGCGCCGCCCAGGCUCCUGGCCGCUGCCCCCCGUCCGAGAUGCUCACCGACGGCCUCCGCCAGGUGCUGAAGAUCCAGUUUGGCCUCGUCAACGACACCGACCGCUACCUGACAGCCGAGAGCUUCGGCUUCAAGGUCAACGCCUCGGCGCCCAGCCUCAAGCGGAAGCAGAUCUGGGUGCUGGAGCCGGACCCCGGCCAGGGCCCCGCGGUGCUGUUCCGCAGCAGCCACCUGGGCCGCUACCUGUCGGCCGGGGAGGACGGGCGCGUGGCCUGCGAAGCGGAGCGGCCGGGCCGCGACUGCCGCUUCCUGGUCCUGCCGCAGCCCGACGGGCGCUGGGCGCUGCGGUCGGAGCCGCACGGCCGCUUCUUCGGCGGCACCGAGGACCGGCUGUCCUGCUUCGCCACCGCCGUCUCCCCGGCCGAGCUCUGGACCGUGCACCUGGCCAUCCACCCCCAGGCCCACCUGCUGAGCGUGAGCCGGCGGCGCUACGUGCACCUGUGCCCGCAGGAGGACGAGAUGGCGGCCGACAGCAACACGCCGUGGGGCGUGGACGCGCUCGUCACCCUCAUCUUCCAGAACCGGCGGUACUGCCUCCGGGCCUGUGACAGCCGCUACCUGCGCAGCGACGGCCGCCUGGUCUGGGAGCCCGAGGCCCGCGCCCGCUACACGCUGGAGUUCAAGGCGGGCAAGCUGGCCUUCAAGGACUGCGACGGCCGCUACCUGGCGCCCGUGGGGCCCACGGGCAUGCUCAGGGCCGGGCGCAACACGCGGCCGGGCAAGGACGAGCUGUUCGACCUGGAGGAGAGUCACCCGCAGGUGGUGCUGGUGGCUGCCAACCGCCGCUACGUGUCGGUGCGGCAAGGGGUCAACGUCUCAGCCAACCAAGACGAAGAGCUGGACCACGAGACCUUCCUGAUGCAAAUUGACCGGGAGACAAAGAAGUGCACCUUCUACUCCAGCACCGGAGGCUACUGGACCCUGGUCACCCACGGGGGCAUCCAGGCCACAGCCACGCAAGUUUCGGCCAGCACCAUGUUCGAGGUGGAGUGGCGGGGCCGGCGGGUGGCCCUCAAGGCCAGCAAUGGGCGCUACGUGUGCAUGAAGAAGAACGGACAGCUGGCGGCCAUCAGCGACUUCGUGGGUGAGCGCUCCCCCCUGCUCGGAUGCUGGGCUGGCGGCCAGGCCAGGACGGGACGGCUCCCCGCAGGCCAGGACGAGGAGUUCGUCCUCAAGCUCAUCAACCGGCCCAUCCUGGUGCUGCGCGGCCUGGACGGCUUCGUGUGCCACCGGCGCGGCUCCAACCAGCUGGACACCAACCGCUCCGUCUACGACGUCUUCCACCUGAGCUUCAGCGACGGCGCCUACCAGAUCCGAGGCCGCGGCGGGUUCUGGCGCACCGGCAGCCACGGCAGCGUGUGCAGCGACGGCGAGCGGCCCGAGGACUUCCUCUUCGAGCUCCGCGAGCGCGGCCGCCUGGCCAUCCGCGCCCGGAGCGGCAAGUACCUGCGCGGCGGCGCCUCGGGGCUGCUGCGCGCGGACGCGGACGCGCCUGCGGGGUUCGCACUCUGGGAGUACUGAGCCCUGGGAGUACUGAGCUCUGGGGGUGCUGAGCACGCCCGUGUCCCCAUUAAACCGUCUGUCCAGAGGCUGGUGGCUCGAGGCAGCGGCGUGGAUGGGCGGGAGGGUCUGCCCUGGGCCCCGCCCUCCUG